AUGCAAUUGUUCUCGGCUUCCAAUGCAGCACUGCUGCUGCCAUUCAGCGGCAUGGCUAUGGCCGCGCUGUACAACACGAGCUCGCUGAAUCACACGUGCCAGUUGAAGGACCCCAUCCUUUCCUGCUCCGCCGGCGCGCAGCCAGGUCUGACCGACACGUGCUGCACCGAGACGUUCGGUGGGCUGGUUCUCGCUACGCAGUUCUGGGACACGUACACUGGCUACGAGGCUGAAGGCCAGCUCCUGCCCGAGGGCUCGUGGACGAUUCACGGCCUGUGGCCCGACUUCUGCAACGGGUCGUACACGCAGUACUGCGACCUGAGCAGGCAGUACGACCCGGAGCCGAGCCCGAACACGACGAAUGGGCUGGCAAAUGGCACAUUCGUCCCGCCAUACAACGGCUCCGACAUCAGCAGCUUCCUCACGCCGUUUGGCAAGUACGAUCUGUUGGAGUACAUGAACACCUACUGGAUCGCCCAAAACCAGCCUAAUUGGUACCUCUGGGCGCACGAGUUCUCCAAGCACGCGACCUGCUUCUCGACCUUCGACAUCCCCUGCUACGGGCCGACCUACGCCCCGCACGCAGAUGUCGUUGACUUCUUCGAGACCGCCAUCCUCUUCGACCGCCGCCUGCCGACCUACGACUGGCUUGCCGACGCGGCCAUCACGCCGUCGAACAGCACGUCCUACACGCUGUCGGACAUCCAGGGCGCGUUGGCAAAGGCUUACGGAGCGACGCCGUAUGUGGGAUGCUCCGGGCCGCGGUUCAACGAGACGGCGGCGGGGGCCGGGUCUUUGGAUAAUGGGAGGACGCGGUUGAGUGAGACGUGGUAUUACAGCCAUGUCGUGGGUCGGCCUCAGGAGGGAGUUUACGUGCCCGUCAAUACGACUGGAAGUGGGACGAGCUGCGCGAAGACGGAGGGCGCAGUUUGGUAUUACGAGAGGACACCAAGCUCGGAGAGAGCAGUUUGA
Molecule: messenger RNA, 972 nt
Organism: Lasiodiplodia theobromae
Lineage: Eukaryota; Fungi; Ascomycota; Dothideomycetes; Botryosphaeriales; Botryosphaeriaceae
Product: Ribonuclease T2
Exons: 4
Coding region: 1-972 (323 amino acids)
Biological process (GO): RNA catabolic process
Cellular component (GO): extracellular region
Molecular function (GO): ribonuclease T2 activity; RNA binding
Source: RefSeq, a predicted model, not a curated record